Monoraphidium neglectum is the source of this 465-nucleotide messenger RNA. Its product is annotated as flagellar associated protein. The transcript is spliced from 4 exons. NCBI's taxonomy places the organism in Eukaryota, Viridiplantae, Chlorophyta, Chlorophyceae, Sphaeropleales, Selenastraceae. The coding region runs from base 1 to 465 and encodes 154 amino acids. The record is from RefSeq and is a predicted model, not a curated record.
AUGGGGGUGGACGGUGACAAAUGCGGGCCUGGUACCUUUGUGGUGGAUGCCCGUCUAGAGGGUGCAGGCGAGGUGCUGCAGAUCCCAGUGAUAAAGCCCAAGACGCUCAAGCGGCUGCUAGCAGGCGUGGGCCCUCGGCCGCCGCUCCUAGGCGCGCCGUGCACCCCGACCACUGACGACACGCUCGAGCUUCUGCUGCAGCGCCUGGGGUCGCUGCUCGGGAAGGACCCCUCAAAAUGGGAGCAGACAGGCGACCCCAAAACCGACGUGUCGCUGACAGAGGAUGGCACGAAGCGCAUCAUAACCAAGACGGGCGUGUACUCAGGCACGGAGCUGCACAUGUGGGCGGUGCCCCCAUACUUUGACGACCGGCUGCCGGUCAGGGGGGACCGGCCAGACCUGAGCUUUAAUGUGCAGCGGCGGGAGAUCGCCGCGACCGAGGAGUGGCAGGAGGCUGCCGGCUGA